CAUUGACGGCAUGAUGAGGAUUCUGUCGACCAGGUCUCUUCUACAGACCGCUUUGCUUUUAAGUAUUUCCGAGAUUUGUAGCGGAGCAGCGGCUAUUUACGAGUCGACGGCAUGGAUGCAAGUGAGCUGGGACGCUGUUGAUGCAUCCGACACGCUGUCUGCUGAUCAGGUAUACGCGCUCGAAAACGAGGCCUCGGUCUAUUUUGCGAGUAUCGUCGACGACAAUGUUGACCAGGUUUUGUCGAUGCAAGUCAGUGUCACGGAUGAAACCCCACGCAUGAGUGGACGCGUACUCCUCGAUGCCGUCGUGACAAGCGUAUACUUGGACGAGCGUUUUCCCAUUCAAUUGGAUACUGUUUUGCUACAGAACAUGAACGAAGCCGACUUGAAAGAGGCCUUCGCUGGUGUCUUGGGGGAUAGUACGGCGGAGGCCUUAGCUCUUGAUUUUAGCUUGAGACCUUACGAAGACACUCUAGUGCUGGAAUCAGUCUAUAUAGCCGACGGACGCACUCGUGCCGAUAAGGGUCUCAUUACUGCUGUCGUUAUCUUGACCGUAAUGGUCCUUCUGGUGUCAUCCGUUCUGUUGUAUGUUACGGGAGGCUGGAAUGUGUGUUUGAUGAAAAUAAACAACUUCCUGUUCGAAGAAGUGGAAGAGGAUGAUUAUGCCAUUGAAAAGCGGGCCACUUUUCAGGUACAGUCUUACGACGAAGAUGAUGACAAUCGCAGCAGUACCCGCAGCGAAGCUCCAAGUGUCGAAUCCGGAAUGACAGCUAAUCCCACAGCUGGACCUGGAAUACUACAAACACCUAUCCGUGAACUUCAAGAUGAGCCUUUGACGCCCAUGACAGAAACUCCAACUGGGUUGCCCUUAGGUAUUCAGAGUAUACGCAAAAUGCCCCCUCCCGACAGUCCUGACGUUGACGGUGGUCUAUCUCACAUGAUACUUCAACGCGUGAUGGGUACCAAUAAGAAUGAAUCAAAAUCUAAGGUGCUGCAGCAACCUUGAACGCACGUGCGCGUCAGUGUUUUGUAAAAGACCGAUAAUUUCACUCGUAAGCGUCAUUUUUGGGUCGCAUGGGGAUUGCAGUAUUUCGGCAAACGCUUGGACACGGCAAUAGCAGUUUCAUGUUUUUCUAUA
Molecule: messenger RNA, 1138 nt
Organism: Phaeodactylum tricornutum CCAP 1055/1
Lineage: Eukaryota; Bacillariophyta; Bacillariophyceae; Surirellales; Neidiaceae
Exons: 2
Coding region: 11-1006 (331 amino acids)
Source: RefSeq, a predicted model, not a curated record